AUGGAUCCAAGCUUCCAGCAAAAACUGGAAGGUGAGAAGGAACUACUUCGCCGUGCUAUACAGAAAGAACUGAAGAUUAAAGAGGGAGCAGAAAACCUGCGCAAAGCGACAACAGACAGAAAGAAUCUUGUUCAUAUAGAGCAUGUGCUGAAAUCUUCCAACCGGAAACUGGAACAACUGCACUGGGAACUUCAGGAGCUUAAUGCAAGGAUUGUAAUCACAGACAAAGAGGAGAGUAAGACAGAUGGAUCUGUAUCUCCAGAUCCUUGUCUCUGGGAAAGAAACCCAGACCCCAUGGCAAGGAAGGUGGAAGCUCUGAAAAAGCAGCUGCAUGUUGAAAUGAAAGUGAAACAAGGAGCUGAGAACAUGAUCCAAAUGUAUUCAGCAUCCAAGGAGCGAAAGCUGCUGGCUACAGCUCAGCAGAUGCUUCAGGACAGCAAGACAAAGAUCGAAAUAAUCCGCAUGCACAUUGUGAAAGUAUCUCAGUCAGCAGGAGGGAUGGAAGAUACAGUGGAUCCAGCAGUGAGGAUGGGGACCACCAUCAGUGCUUUGGAGCUGCGUAUUGAGGAGCUGAGACAUCACCUGCGCAUAGAAGCUGCUGUAGCUGAGGGGGCAAAAAAUGUGCUGAAGAUCCUAGGAGGAAGUCGGGUACAGGAUCGCAAGUUUUUGGCUGAGGCUCAGGGUCGUUUGCAAGAGUCCUCUCAGAAGAUUGACCUGCUGCGCUUGUCCUUGGAACAUCAGCUUACUGAGCUUUCUCCUGAUCACCCAAAAAGAGCACUCGUCAAGCAGGAACUAGUAAAUACUUCCUCCCUGGGAGCUCAGCAUGGCAGCAUCCAACCCACUUCAGUCAUCAAACCUACAGCCCUAACAGGAACAUUGGAAGUGAGACUGAUGGGGUGUCAGGAUCUAUUGGAAAAUGUUCCAGGACGUUCCCGAAUGACUAGUUCUUCUCCCAUCUGUGGCAGCCCGAGUGAUUUGAGGUCCCUUUCCCGACCACGAGUUGGCCUGGGUAUCCAUGGCCGUGGUGUUGCAGGAAAGUACCUGCGGAAUGAAGAGCCUUGUAAUGAGGUCCUUGCUGUGCUCAAAGUGGACAAUAAAGUGGUUGGCCAAACAAACUGGGGACCAGUUAAUAACCAGGCGUGGGACCAGAGCUUUGUCAUUGAGCUGGACCGGUCUCGUGAGCUAGAAAUUGCAAUUUAUUGGAGAGACUGGAGAGAACUAUGUGCAGUGAAGUUUUUACGUUUGGAUGAUUUCCUUGAUAACGAACGUCAUGGGAUGUGCCUCUCGCUUGAACCCCAAGGAAUGCUUUUUGCAGAGGUGAUGUUCUGUAAUCCUGUCAUUGAGAGAAAGCCGAAACUGCAGCGACAGAAACGUAUUUUCCCCAAACAGAAAGGGAAAGAAUUUCUCCGAGCUCCUCAAAUGAACAUAAGUGUUGCUGCUUGGGGUCGCCUGAUGAUGAGUUUCCUCCCUCCGUGUAGUUCCAUGAGCACUCUGAGUCCCCCGCUUCAUGAUCCCAUUCACACAGACUUCUCUCCAGUUCCCCCGCAAAGUCAUGUUGAUUCAAUCGACUUUCCUGUGGCUAAGCUUACAUUUGCUGAUGAAGCACCACCCAAGCCUCCACGCCUUUUUCUGAUGGCCAACUCCAAAGAAUCAACACCAUCUCCUGCAGAUUCUCCGAGAAAACUGGGAAGGAGGGUGGGCAGGCUUUUAGGACCGGAUAAAAACAGCAGCAGCAACAACUCUUCCUUGUUUGUCUGCAGGAAAAGGACAGUUCAGCUUGCGGAUUUUCACUGCAUCGCUAUGUUGGGACGUGGCCACUUCGGGAAGGUACUGCUGGCCCAAUACAAGCCAACUGGGAAGCUGUAUGCUAUCAAAGCCUUGAAGAAAAAAGAUAUUAUUAGGAGAGACGAAAUUGAUAGCUUGAACUGUGAGAAGCGAAUAUUUGAAGUGGUCAAUUCUUCUGAUCAUCCAUUCCUUGUGAAUAUGUUUGCAUGUUUCCAGACACCUCAUCAUGCUUGUUUUGUGAUGGAAUAUACGCCGGGUGGUGAUCUUAUGAUGCGCAUACAUGAAGACGUCUUUCCGGAGCAUAUGGCACAGUUUUAUACAGCCUGCGUAGUCUUGGGGCUCCAGUUCUUGCAUGAGAAGAAAAUUGUUUAUAGGGACCUGAAAUUGGAUAAUCUGCUUUUAGAUGCUGAAGGAUUCGUCAAGAUCGCAGAUUUUGGAUUGUGUAAGGAAGGAAUAGGUUUUGGAGACCGCACAAACACCUUCUGUGGCACUCCUGAAUUUCUGGCUCCGGAAGUCCUGACGGACGUCUCGUACACUCGGGCAGUAGACUGGUGGGGAUUGGGUGUACUCAUUUAUGAGAUGCUUGUUGGUGAGUCACCAUUCCCUGGAGAUGAUGAGGAAGAAGUCUUUGACAGUAUUGUAAAUGAUGAAGUCCGGUAUCCACGAUUCCUUUCAUCUGAGGCACUUUCUAUAAUCCGUAAGCUUCUUCGGAAAUGUCCAGAGCGUAGACUGGGAGCAGGGGAAAAAGAUGCAGAAGAGAUUAAAAUCCAGGCCUUUUUUAAGGAAAUUGAUUGGGAUGCCUUGUUUGCCAGGACUCUGAAGCCCCCUUUUCUGCCCACUUUAAGAGAUCCGACUGACGUCAGCAACUUUGAUGAAGAGUUUACAUCGCAAAAGCCAAUCCUUACUCCUCCAGAGGAGGUUGCUCUCCUAACCCGUAAGGAGCAGACUGUCUUCAAGGACUUUGACUUUGUCUCCAGGCACCUUUUAGAUGUUUGAUUCCUGUGCUAUAAGAAACAUGAACAGGUUGUUACCACCUUGAGAGAGUGUAGAGGACUUGGCAUGAGCAAUGGAAAAGUCAACAGAAUUCCUAGAGCUGGUAGUGCUGAUGACCCCAGGAUGAGAGUGCCCUGCAACCUGAGUUAACCUACUGUGGUUUUUUCGGCCUCAUUUG
Molecule: messenger RNA, 2956 nt
Organism: Nipponia nippon (crested ibis)
Lineage: Eukaryota; Metazoa; Chordata; Aves; Pelecaniformes; Threskiornithidae
Source: RefSeq, a predicted model, not a curated record